AUGACUACUGCUGUUGCCCUCCCAGUUGCUAAGUCCCCAAAGAAGGUGGUCUCUCGAGCUGCUGAGAGAUACCUCAGCAAGAAACAAGGGACUGCUGUCCCUGAGUAUCCUAGUGUGUACAUCUUUGUCAAUCCAACAUCGGGAGGUAAUAAAGCAGGGGAGCUAAUGAAGUUAGGUAUGGAGAAAAUGUCAUUUCAGGACAAGGGAUUGGAGGCUGAUGUAUCAAUAUUCGAUAUCAGAGAGGGUCCUUCUGGGGAGAAGCCAGCAUUUAUGCAGCUACGUGACCUAUUAGAUUCACCCCAAGGGCCCGCUAUGGGUGAUUAUGUUAGAGUAGUGGUAGCAGGUGGGGAUGGGACUGUCAUGUGGGUAUUGCAAGAGUUGAUUCAACAUGGAAUUAAUACUGAUAGAGUGUGUAUCGGCAUCAUACCCUUCGGGACUGGCAAUGAUUUCUCAAGAGCCACGGGGUGGGGACCGUCAGCACCAUCAGACUUUCCUGGCUCCUGCCUUAGUGGCUUUAGAACGUGGCUCAAGCGAUGGCUAUCUGCCACUAUUAAGCAGUUCGACAUAUGGGAGGUGGAGGUUGAUCUUGAUGAUGACGGUGGAGUUAUAUACCAACUUAAGGGUGGUAAGAAGGUACCUCUCACAGAGACUGACACAGAGGUGGGUAAUGCUACCGAUAGGAAGUUAAAGAAGUUGGUCAAGCCUAUGUGUAACUACUUCUCUACUGGUGUGGAGUCCAG
Molecule: messenger RNA, 740 nt
Organism: Perkinsus marinus ATCC 50983
Lineage: Eukaryota; Perkinsozoa; Perkinsida; Perkinsidae
Product: diacylglycerol kinase, putative
Exons: 7
Biological process (GO): signal transduction
Molecular function (GO): ATP-dependent diacylglycerol kinase activity
Source: RefSeq, a predicted model, not a curated record